Drosophila navojoa is the source of this 469-nucleotide messenger RNA. RefSeq lists its product as uncharacterized. The record is from RefSeq and is a predicted model, not a curated record. NCBI's taxonomy places the organism in Eukaryota, Metazoa, Arthropoda, Insecta, Diptera, Drosophilidae.
UAUCAAUAUGAUGCUCAAGAAAGUAACCCUUCGCUCGACGGUGCUCUCCUGGGUCAUCUUCGUGUUCUGCUUCAUGGAGCGCAAGCUGCAGAUGAGCGGCACGGCCGUGCCGAUCGCCAUAGUGGGCGUCCUGAUAACCGUGAUGGUGCUCCAUCUGCUGGUGCAGCAUCACGGCCUGCUGCCCGAGCUCAGCUGGCGCCUUAUGUGGCCGCUGAUCUCGUUCAAGGUGGUCCUGUGGAUUCUGGUGCAGCUGCUGGGCACGGUCGCCCUCUCGGUGCUCUGGACCCAUCUGCUGGACGAUACCUGCGAUGGGAGCUUCUGCGAUAUAUUUGUGAGCCGCCUGAUGCUCGGCUGGACACUGGCUGGCUAUGUGAUCUAUGUGCGGUUAUGCCAAUUGGCGGCUGCGAUUGUGGCGGCUCGCAACGAAAUCGAAUUCUUGACCUUCUGGUUUCAGUUCCUAAAGAUUUAA